AUGUGUGGAAUCUUUGCUUACUGCUCGUACCUGACCGAGCGUGACCGCCGCUACGUCUGCGACGUUCUCUGCAAUGCCCUCGCCCGUAUGGAGUACCGUGGCUACGACUCGGCCGGUAUCGGUAUCGAUGGCGACUCGCCGAGCGACCCCUACAUCCUCUUCAAGGAGGUUGGCAAGGUCUCGGCUCUCCGCAAGCACGUCGACAUUGGCAUCCCUACCCCCGCCCCUGGCAACGAGGCCAACGCCCUCACGUCUCCUAUCGACAUGAAGAAGGUGUUCGUCAGCCAGACAUCCAUGGCUCACACUCGCUGGGCUACUCACGGUGUUCCCUGCACACUCAACUGCCACCCCCACGUCAGCGACCCAAUGACUGAGUUCACUGUCGUCCACAACGGUAUCAUCACCAACUUCAAGGAGCUCAAGCUCGUCCUCCAGAAGCGUGGCUACGUGUUCCGCACCGACACCGACACCGAGUGUGUCGCCAUGCUCUGCAAGUACGUUUACGAGAGCCAGCCCAACAAGCGCCUCAACUUCCAGACCCUCAUCAAGACGGUCCUUAAGGAGCUGGAGGGUUCGUUCGCCUUUGUCUUCAAGUCGGUCCACUUCCCGGACGAGAUUGUCGCUGCCCGUCGUGGCUCGCCCCUUCUCAUCGGUGUCAAGUCGGAGCGCAAGCUCAAGGUUGACUUCGUCGAUGUCGAGCUCCAGGACGACAAGAUCGCCGUUCCCGAAGUCGGCGACGCCAACGGCCUCCUUGCCGUCCCUGCCAAUGGCAACGCCCCUGCUGGCUCCAACCUGCGUCGCCAGCAGUCUCGUGCCUUCCUCUCGGAGGACGGCAUGCCUCAGCCAAUCGAGUUUUACGUCGCCUCGGACCCCGCCGCCAUCAUCGAGCACACAAAGAAGGUUCUUUACCUCGAGGACGAUGACAUUGCUCACAUCGCCGAUGGUCAGCUCCACAUCCACCGUCUCCGCCGUGACGACGGCCUCUCGUCCGUCCGUGCCAUUGAGACUUUGGAGAUUGAGCUCGCCGAGAUCAUGAAGGGCCAGUACGCCCACUUCAUGCAGAAGGAGAUCUACGAGCAGCCCGAGUCGGUCGUCAACACUAUGCGUGGCCGUGUCAACUUUGACAACAACACCGUGACACUCGGUGGCCUCAAGGCCUACCUCCCGGUCAUCCGCCGUGGCCGCCGUCUCUUGUUCGUCGCCUGUGGUACCUCGUACCACUCGUGUAUCGCGGCCCGCCCGGUGUUUGAGGAGCUCACCGAGAUCCCAGUUGCCGUUGAACUUGCCUCCGACUUCCUUGACCGCCGCACGCCGGUCUUCCGUGACGACGUCGCCAUCUUUGUCUCCCAGUCGGGUGAGACGGCCGACACCAUCCUUGCCAUGCGCUACUGCCUCGAGCGUGGCGCUCUCUGCCUGGGUGUCGUUAAUGUCGUCGGCUCGACCCUCUCGCGCGAGACUCACUCCGGCAUCCACAUCAACGCCGGCCCCGAAAUCGGUGUCGCGUCGACCAAGGCAUACACUUCGCAGUACAUUGCCCUGAUAAUGAUGGCUGUUCAGUUGGCCUCGGACUCGAUGUCCAAGGCUGGUCGCCGGGCUGAAAUCAUCGCCGGUCUCCACGACAUCCCUGGCCAGAUCAAGACCAUUCUCACUAUGGACAAGGAGAUUCAGCAGCUCGCGACUUCGUUCGCCAAGCAGAAUUCGCUCCUCAUUAUGGGCCGCGGUUAUCAGUUUGCGACCUGCCUCGAGGGUGCCCUUAAGAUCAAGGAGCUCUGCUACAUGCACUCUGAGGGCAUUCUUGCCGGUGAGCUCAAGCACGGCCCUCUCGCCCUCGUCGACGAGAACCUCCCCAUCAUCUUCAUCAUGACCAAGGACUCGCUUUACCCCAAGGUCCAGUCUGCUCUCCAGCAGGUCAUUGCCCGUAACGGCAAGCCUAUCGUCUUCAUCACUGAGGGUGAGGAGGCGCCCGCCGAUGUCAAGACUGUCGUUGUCCCCAAGACCACCGACUGCCUUCAGGGCCUCCUCAACGUUAUCCCGCUUCAGCUCCUCUCGUACCACAUCGCUGUUCAGCGGGGCGUUGACGUUGACUUCCCUCGUAAUCUUGCCAAGUCCGUCACGACGGAAUAA
Messenger RNA from Cutaneotrichosporon oleaginosum, 2124 nucleotides. RefSeq lists its product as uncharacterized. Gene Ontology annotation, biological process: fructose 6-phosphate metabolic process; UDP-N-acetylglucosamine metabolic process; protein N-linked glycosylation. The record is from RefSeq and is a predicted model, not a curated record. Gene Ontology annotation, molecular function: carbohydrate derivative binding; L-glutamine:D-fructose-6-phosphate transaminase (isomerizing) activity. Lineage: Eukaryota; Fungi; Basidiomycota; Tremellomycetes; Trichosporonales; Trichosporonaceae.